AUGAACAGCCUGGAUCAAAUGAAGAUGAUUGAUCAAGUCUUGGAGAUGGAAAAGGAGCUUGCAAACAUCAAAUUCCCGGCGUACGGCAGUCUUUCUCCCCAAGUUCUAUUGCAGGUGGAUUUCCGCACACACCCAUUGCAUUUAUCACUUGAUCCCGACGGGCAUUGUGCUAUUGGACCAUGCUUCGACUCAGACUGGUGGUAUACUCGGAACGGAGAUGGCACUCAGGCCAAAAUUGUAGACACUGGGCCUUGGUUGACUCUUGCGGAGUAUGGGCAUGCGAUCACGCAACGUGAGCUUGCGCUUAUCGAAAAUGAAAGCACGGCCCCCGAAAUUCAACGACGACUGGAGAGUUUCGACAAGUCCCAGUCUCUUGCCGAAUAUGAGGACCUGCUGAGGAAAGCGCAAGGCGUGAUGAGGACUCUCUCACGCGAUCAACGUGUGCUUGACAUAUCAGAGCCAAUCUUACGAAACGACAUGUUAGACCUGGACGAUAUCUAUGUUUCGCUCGAAGAUCCGACCAAGAUUGAAGGGUUUAUCGGCUGGCGGACAAGCAAAGUACUACCGCUCUUUAUGCAGGCUAACCUACUAAAUUUCGUCCGACCUCCUGGUUUCUACACGUACGGUGCGCACACUUACUCUCGCCCGUAUGAUUUUGAUACUUUGAGUCCCGAAACCCAGCAGUCUGUUAUCAAAGAACUAGACACGGCAUCGAGAACCAAGUAUUACGAGAUGAAGCGGUGCCAGGAAAUCAAGAAAAUGAACAAACCAUACGAAGUGGACGGCAAGCUGUGGCGCCUCUUCGAGGUUUGCACGAUACAAGGCUCUGGGAGUAUAACCCCACUCCGCAACCGACUCCACCAAUUAUUUGAGAACUGGUCUGCACUUGGGCUUCCUGGGGCUUGUCCUUUUCCGGUCACAGAGGCUGAAGUUCAGCGGCAGCGACAGCAGGAAGACAAGUUGAUCGCCUCGCUUGAUGUAGAGGACAUUGUGCGGGACAAGCUUCCGACAAAUUCUGUUGGGUGGAUUGCGAGUGAUCAAUGGGAAGACAUGGCCAAAGUGAAUCAAGAGUUGCACGAGGAUUUUGUUCAGACGGUGAGCAAGGAUAUGGAUGCUGAGUCUGCAACGCAGGUGUGGCCGUUUCCGCCGAACUCGAAGUAG
This is a messenger RNA of Penicillium cosmopolitanum, 1161 nucleotides long. RefSeq lists its product as uncharacterized. The coding region runs from base 1 to 1161 and encodes 386 amino acids. The record is from RefSeq and is a predicted model, not a curated record. Gene Ontology annotation, cellular component: mitochondrion. The transcript has 2 exons. Lineage: Eukaryota; Fungi; Ascomycota; Eurotiomycetes; Eurotiales; Aspergillaceae.